CGUUGCUACAACAAUGAACACAAUGUUCAAAUCUUAUAAAUGUAAUCUUGCCAAUUUCGUGUACGAUUUUGUUAUAUAAAAGAAAUCAUACAACAGAAAAUGGCCUUUACAAGUGGAAGAGCUCGCCUUUUUGCCGCGGAAAAGAAAAGAGCACCUUUAGUAAACAAGCUGAAGUAUUCCGACUCCAAGUAUCCUCAAGUUAAAGCCAGAGGUUACUACUCAGAUUUAAUAACACAAGAAGCAGAUUUAGGAGAAAUAACCGAUAUAACACUUUCUGGUGCCAAGACAUAUAGCAGUGACACAUUAUGGAGAAUAAACACAGAGAAGCAUACUCCUCUUGCUACAAAUUUCGAAGUUACUAAAGAGCAAGUAGACAAAGAUUUAGAGCGCCAAGUUUUUGGACCACACACUGGAAUAUUUACUAAAAAGGCUAAACCUGGAGAGAGUUGUGCUAGUGGAUGUGAUUUUAAUGCCUUAGCUUUUGAGCCUAAAGUUCAGUUACCAGUUCUUCAUGUUCCAGGUGAAAAACCAAGAAAAGUUGAAGUAGAAAGACUUCGUCGUCUCUAUGCAAGGCUAGAUUUACCGACAUUAUUGAAAGAGCGAGGAGUUGUCACAAAGCUUUUGAUGCCCAAACAGCAUACUAAUUUGAAUAUAAUACUCAUGAUGAAUCCCAAUGAUCCUGCACCAUUUCCACCCUAUUUACCAUUGGGCUACUUUGAUAAUACUGAGUUUGAUAACCGCACUCCAAAAGAAUGGAUGAAACUUGGAAUAAUGACCAUGGGUCAGGCUCCAAUACCCAGUGUUUGUCUCUUGCCCACAAAAGAUGAAGACGGAGACAAAGACCCAACAGACCCAAGUAUUGAAUAUGACUGGUUUGAUGCAGGCGUUUUAGACUAUGACCCCGAAACAAAAAUGUACUUUGUUCAGAGAGUGGAUGAAAACUGUAGAAUUGUUGAUCCUAAUGGAGACAUGGUGAUCAAUGGUUCCAUUGAUCCUGUCACGGGGAAGAGAAAUAUUUAUCCUAACCAGUUCUGGAUAGAACGCUGGCGGCUAAUGUUUAGAGCAGAAGAUCCCAGGAUAUUUGCGGACAGAGUGGCUUUUGCUUACCAGGCCCGUAAACAAUGCGAAGCAGAGCUACGCUACACAUUGUAUGUUGAUUGCAUGCCUAUGGAUGGACUCGGCAAUUUGACUCCAAAGAACUUUGAAGAGAUUGAGAAGAGAGCCCAUUCUACACCAGGACUCAGUAAAUUUAAAAUGCUGAAAGAAGCUACUGCUAAAUUAGAGCAUGAGAUUACGCUGGAUUAUUGCAGAGUAAUGAAUCAGUUUAUCCUGGAAAAGGCUGUCAGGGAUGACCCUUCAACCUUUGCUUUUGUUACUCUGCCAUUACGCUAUGAAAAGCCGGCUCCCAUGUAUUCCAAGUGCCCAGAUGUUCCUCCUUAUCCUUAUGCUAAGCAAAGUGACAGUUUUGCUUAUAGCUCUAUCUACACCAUCACAGAGAGUAUUGAAGCCAUGUGUCUGGUCAGAGCUGAAUGUAAUAAUUUGCUGAACAAUAUGAGCUUCUUCAACUUUAAAAUAACAAAGCUGUUCAAAUUACAUGAAUUUGAAAGUUUGCAAGACCAGGCAACAACUAUUAUGAGCAAUUACUUAAAAGAACAAUGGCUAACUUUACUGAGAACACAUAUUCGUAAAUCCUUUAUGAGUGUCAGAAAAGGAUGGUUCAACAUUUAUGAAGACAACUGGGCCAUUUAUCAAAUUUCUAAGAUGAAAAAAUUUAAUGAAACUGUAAAAUUCAUAAUGCAGGACUCAGUUAGAACACUUUUAACAGAUUCUAUUAAGAAUUUCACCAGCAUGAUAUUAGAUGCAUGCUACACUACAAUGGAUGUAAGACCUUUCUUUCGAUGGGGAAAUAACUUAUUACAUAGUCCUUUCCCACCCAGAAAAUCUCCAAUUUUCCAACUCGACCUUAUUCUGGAUGAUAAAGUUCACUUCAGUGCUGACCCUGAAUCCUUCGCAGACAUUAUGGAGAAUCUUUUUAACAAUGCUGUGUAUGGAACAUGGAAUAUCCCAGUGCUGGAAAAAUUUAUCAUGCAAGACAUCUCCUGGUCAGAGACACCUCUAUUAGAAGCAGUAGACAAAAAUGAGACAGAGAUCAAAGAGCUGAGAUCAACGCUCCGCGAUGCUAUCAUUUCAUCAAUGAUUCCCUUGCAAGCAUACGCUAAGAAGUUUGAACAGUUUAUACCCAUAGUUCUCAUGGAUAUCAAACAAUUUAUUAUAGCAUAUGAGGAAGAAAAUCAUACAAAUAAAGAAAUGGAUAAAGAAGCCCAGAAGCAUCUGAGGGAAAAAGAAACAAUAUUGAGAAUUUUACCCUACAAUAUUGUCAUAGGACCUUAUCUUCUGAAUGUAGAAGGUGUCAGAGACCUACUGAGUUCUAAAAGAUUAGAAUUGGCCUCCUCCAUACUGGCCAUCAUUGCCAAAAGAUUAAGAAAAAUGGCAGAUGAUCUAAUCACAGAGUUUAAGGACAUGUUGUCUAGGAUUACAGAUGUCCCUGCAUGCAUUGAAGACCUGUUUAGUCUCCGUGAAUGGAUCAGUGAAGUGCCUGCCAAGCUUGACAAGCUUCGUGAAAAUAUGUCCAUUGUAAUGUCCCAGUAUGAGAUCCUUGAUGACUACAAUUAUAACCCAACUGAUGAAGAUUUCCAAACAAAAAUAUUAAUGAUUGGCUGGCCACUAAGAAUUGAGCAGAUGUGUGAAAAAAAGAUGGAAGCACUAGAAGAAGAUGAAGAUAAAUAUUUCAGACAGUUAGAAUCGGAUACUAUUACACUCAAUGAGCGUUUAGAUACAAACCAGAUCAUUGUGGCAGCUAUGGCUGAGCACUCUGAGAUCGACAAAGCUCAUGAGUAUGCUAAUGAGAUGAGAAGAAUGUACAAGAACCUAAGAGAUUGUCAGGACCUGGCCCAGCUUUAUAACAGUAGAGAGAAACUGUUUAAACUCAAACCAACGAAUUACAGCCGGAUAGGUAAAAUAAUGAAAGAGUUUGAACCGUUUAGAAAACUCUGGAUCACAACAUCUGAAUGGGUUCGAUGGCAUGAGAGUUGGCUAACUGAUCCCAUGAGCUCUAUCAAUGCUGAAGAACUGGAAAGAACAGUAACUGAGUCAUGGAAAACCAUGCAGAAGUCUGUCAGAUAUUUCAGCAACAUUCCAGCUGUCCAAGAAGUGGCCAACAAUAUCAAAAGUAACAUUGAAGAUUUCAAGCCCUAUGUGCCUCUGAUUCAAGGGUUGACAAAUCCUGGACUUAGACAGCGACAUUGGGACAUACUCUCGGAAGAAAUCGGUAUGAAACUAAAACCAAGUCCGAACUUGACUUUUACUAAAGUCCUUGACCUGAAACUAGAUGAUCACAUUGAUGUCAUCUCCAGAGUUUCUGAAAUAGCUGCCAAAGAAUAUGGCAUUGAACUGGCAUUAAAUAAAAUGGAAGCUGACUGGGAGAAUGUUGAGUUUGAUGUCCAGCCCUAUAAAAACAGUGGGACAUUCAUGCUCAAGGCAUCAGAUGAGAUAUCUCAGCAGUUGGAUGACCACAUUGUCAUGACUCAGGCAAUGGCUUUCUCACCCUACAAGAAGGAGUUUGAGGAGCGUAUAAACUUGUGGGAACAAAAACUGAAGCUUACUCAGGAUGUUCUUGAUGCCUGGAUGAAUGUUCAGAGAUCUUGGCUUUACCUGGAGCCAAUUUUCAGUUCUGAUGACAUUACUAAGCAACUGCCAACUGAAAGCAAAAGAUACAACACAAUGGAAAGAGUCUGGAGAAAACUGAUGCGUAUGGUGAAAGCUGAAUCUCACGUUAUUAUAAUCUGUCCAGAUGAAAAUAUGCUGACAGAUCUUAAGAAAUGCAGUGAACUCCUAGAUCAUGUUUCUAAAGGCUUGAGUGAUUACCUGGAAACUAAAAGAGGUCAUUUCCCACGCUUUUAUUUCUUGUCUGAUGAUGAACUUUUGGAGAUUUUGUCUCAGACCAAAGAUCCUAGAGCAGUUCAGCCUCAUUUGCGUAAAUGCUUUGAGAAUAUAGCCUCUCUCAAGUUUGAAGAAGAUAUGAAGAUCUCCAAGAUGUUCUCUGGGGAAGGAGAAUGUGUGGAGCUUUGUGAAGAACUUUACCCCAUCGGCAAUGUGGAGGACUGGAUGGUGGAGAUAGAGAGAAUCAUGAAGGCAACUGUCAGACAAGUCAUCAGAAAUGCUAUUCCAGAUUAUCAAGAAACACAAAGAACAAAGUUUGUUUUACAAUGGCCAGGCCAGGUAGUUAUAGCUAUUUGCCAGACCUAUUGGAGUUCAGAAGUACAGAAGUAUCUAGAAGAGAAAGCUUUGGCUUCAUAUUAUCAGCAAAUGUUGCAGCAACUUGAAGGUUUGAGAAAACUAGUUCGCAUGGAUAUAUCUAAUAUUGGUCGUAUGACUCUCUCUGCUUUGAUCGUCAUUGAAGUUCAUUCUCGUGAUGUCAUAGACAAGAUGGUUCAGGAAAAUGUUAAUGAUCCAAAUGCCUUUGAAUGGAUUAGUCAAUUAAGAUACUACUGGAUGGAAGAUGAGAACUUGUAUCAGAGAGCAGUCAAUGCCCAGUUUCCUUAUGGUUAUGAAUAUUUGGGUAACACUCCACGACUUGUCAUCACUCCACUGACAGACAGAUGCUAUCUGACAUUAACUGGAGCCCUUCAUUUAAAUUUUGGAGGUGCCCCUGCAGGCCCUGCUGGAACUGGCAAAACUGAAACUACAAAGGAUUUAGGUAAAGCCUUUGCAAUCCAAUGUGUUGUAUUCAACUGCUCAGAUCAGCUAGACUAUUUGGCCAUGGGGAAAUUUUUUAAAGGUUUAGCAAGCUGUGGAGCCUGGGCUUGUUUUGAUGAGUUUAAUCGUAUUGAUAUUGAAGUGUUGUCUGUAGUUGCCCAACAAAUACAAACUAUCCAGACUGCUCAGAAAUUGAGGCUGGAUACAUUUUUAUUUGAGGGUGUUGAGCUGGUGUUGAAAAUGUCCUGUGCUGUUUUUAUAACUAUGAAUCCAGGCUAUGCUGGUCGAACAGAGCUCCCAGAUAACUUAAAGGCCCUUUUCAGACCAGUUGCCAUGAUGGUGCCAGAUUAUGCUUUGAUUGCAGAAAUAAGUCUUUUUUCUUUUGGCUUUAGUGAGGCCAAAAAUCUGUCACAAAAAAUUGUGUCUACUUUCAAAUUGUCUUCAGAGCAACUUAGUUCACAGGAUCAUUAUGACUUUGGGAUGAGAGCUGUCAAAAGUGUUAUAUCUGCUGCUGGAAAUUUAAAAAGAAUGUAUCCUGAUAUGGAUGAGCAACUUAUCUGUUUGCGAGCCAUCCAAGAUGUCAAUGUUCCCAAAUUUCUUAUUGAUGAUCUGAAGUUAUUCAAUGGAAUUUUAUCUGAUUUAUUUCCUAAUGUUAAAGAGCAACCAAUUGACUAUGGUAUUCUUAAUGCUUCACUGAGGUCCAACUGUGUAAAGUUAGGCCUAAAAGAUGUUGAUGAAUUCAUUCUCAAAUGUAUUCAACUCUAUGAAACCACUGUAGUCAGACAUGGGCUUAUGUUAGUUGGACCUGCUGGAAGUGGAAAAACUGAGUGUUACAAGGUACUGCAGGUGGCUCAAACAGAACUUCAUGGUCAACCAAACCCUUCCCUCUCAUUCUUCUGUACCACACAUACUUAUGUGUUGAAUCCAAAGUCAAUCACUAUGGGUCAGUUAUAUGGAGAAUUCGAUUUAUUUACACAUGAAUGGACUGAUGGCAUCUUGUCCACACUAAUACGAAUUGGCACCACAGCAGCCACCACUGAUAAGAGGUGGUACAUCUUUGAUGGGCCAGUGGAUGCAGUGUGGAUAGAGAACAUGAACACAGUACUUGAUGACAACAAGAAACUUUGUCUGAGUAGUGGAGAGAUUAUCAAAUUAACUGAUCACAUGACUAUGAUGUUUGAAGUAGCAGAUUUGGCUGUUGCUUCACCUGCCACUGUCAGUCGAUGUGGGAUGGUUUACCUUGGAACAUCAGUGUUGGGCAUCUGGCCACUGAUCGAGUGUUGGAUUAAGACAUUACCUCCUCUGAUUAAAGUUUACAGUGAGCAGUUGGAAAAAUUAUUCAAAAACUUCUUUCUACCUGGACUCGACUUCAUUAGAAGUAAUGUCAUUGAGAUUGUUGGUACUCUGGAUAGUGCUUUAACAUUCAGCCAUUUUAGAAUAUUUGACUGUUUUGUAAGCCCAUUGAAAUUAAAGAUGGGACAAAAACUUCAUGAUAUCGUUAGUGAAGAAAAUCAGGCUAGACUAGUAGAACUUAUUGAGCCUUGGUUCAUAUUCUCCUUGAUAUGGUCGCUUGGUGCAUCCUGUGACAAUGAUGGAAGAGAUAAGUUUGACUUGUGGAUCAGACAGAAGAUUGAUGAGCACAAUUUGGCAGUAAAAUUUCCUGAUACUGGCCUGGUGUAUGACUACAAGUUAGAUGACGCUGGUAUUCUGACCCAAGCUGAAGAGGAAGAGGAAGGAAGUGAAAGAGUAAUCCGUUGGCUGAACUGGCAGCAUGGUCACCAGCCAUACCAAGUGCCUUCAGAGAUCAAAUACUCUGAUAUCAUGGUGCCAACUAUUGAUACCUGUAGAUCCUCUUUUUUAGUUAAUAUGUUUGUUUUGAACAGAAAAAAGUUACUUGCGAUUGGACCAACUGGUACAGGCAAAACUUUGACCAUGCUUGAUAAAUUGACACGUGGAUUGACUGAAGAAUAUUUACCAGAAUUCAUUAAUUUCUCUGCCAAGACCUCUGCAAAUCAAACUCAAGAUUUGAUUGACAGCAAGCUAGAUAAAAGGCGAAAGGGUAUCUAUGGUCCACCUGUCGGGAAGUAUUGUGUCAUUUUUAUUGAUGAUCUGAAUAUGCCUUCCUUGGAGACUUAUGGAGCGCAGCCACCCAUUGAACUUAUUAGACAAUUUAUGGACUUUAAUGGAUGGUAUGAUCGUAAAGCUAUAGGUGAGUUUCGAAGUUUGGCAGAUGUGAACAUCCUAGCUGCCAUGGGGCCUCCAGGUGGAGGAAGGAAUCCUGUUACUGCAAGACUUUUACGCCAUUUUAAUUUCCUGGCUUUUACUGCAAUGUCAGACGCCAGUCUUUUCAAGAUUUUUGGGACAAUCUUGUUGUCUUGGAUUGCCAACUGUCCCCACAUUGUAAAGUACUGUGACAAGCUUGUGACGGCCAGUAUCAACAUGUAUAAUUCAGUCCAGGCCAACAUGUUGCCUACACCCUCCAAGUCUCACUACACAUUCAACUUGAGAGAUUUGUCCAAAGUGUUUCAAGGAAUUCUCAUGGGCCAAUAUGAAGAGAACAAGUCAGUCGGUGCUGUUCUGAGACUCUGGUAUCAUGAAUGUUGCAGAGUCUUUCAGGAUCGUUUAGUGGAUGAUGCAGACAGACAGUCCUUUGAAGAUAUCCUAAAGAACACAGUCAUGAAAGAUUUUGAUGUGGACUUCAAUCACAUCAUAGCCCACAAGCCAAUCAUUUAUGCUGAUUUCUUAAACAAUGAUCAAGAUCCUCGCCCCUACACUCUUGUGAAAGAUCAUGCACUAGCUCAAAAAACCGUUGAAGAAUAUUUAUCAGAGUUUAACCAGGCAACAAAUAAAAAGAUGGAGCUUGUGCUAUUCAUGGAUGCCAUUUGCCAUGUCAGUCGCAUAGCCCGUAUACUAAGACAGCCACUCGGUAAUGCUUUAUUGCUUGGUAUGGGUGGCAGUGGACGGCAGAGUUUAACUAAAUUAGCAUCACACAUGUCUGAGUAUGACUGUUUCCAGGUCGAGCUGUCUAAAAACUAUAAUGUACAUGAUUGGCAUGAAGACUUAAAGAAAGUCAUGAUGAAGGCAGGGCUGCGAGAAGAGCCUGUUGUUUUCUUGUUCAGUGACACACAGAUUAAAAAUGAGUCCUUCCUUGAAGACUUGAACAACAUAUUGAACACUGGUGAUGUGCCAAAUAUCUAUGGGUUGGAUGAAUUAGAGAAUAUCUUUAAAGAGAUGAAGCCUUCUGUUGUAGAAGCUGGAUUGCAACCCACUAAAACUAUUAUGUUCUCUACUUACACCAAGAGAGUCCGCAGUAACCUACACACAGUCAUAACUAUGAGCCCACUAGGAGAAAUUUUUCGUUCUCGACUGCGACAGUUCCCAGCACUAGUUAACUGCUGCACUAUUGACUGGUUCUGUCCUUGGCCACCUGAUGCUUUAAGAUCUGUUGCAUAUAAGCUCUUAGGAGACUUUGGUGAUACAGAGCAAAUGAAAGAAGUUCUCAAUGGACUGGUGGCCAUGUGUCAGGUGAUACAAGAUUCAGUCACACGAUACUCUGUACGAUUCCUGGAAGAAAUGUCCAGACACAACUAUGUCACCCCCACGUCUUACUUGGAACUGCUUAGUCUAUUCACUCAAUUGGUCAAUAGCAAAAAAGGGGAGCUUACUCUGGCUAGUGCUAGACUCAAGACUGGUUUAGAUAAAAUUUUGGUUACAACUGUAGAAGUGGCCAAAUUACAGGAGGAGUUGGCCAUCAUGAGUCCUGAAUUGGAAGUGGCUGUAAAAGAUGCAGUCAUAACAAUGGAGCAUAUAGCUAAGGAUACUGCUGUGGCUGAAGAAACCAAGCAACAUGUUCAGGCUGAAGAGAAGGCUGCAUCUAUCAAGGCAUCAGAAACUGAAGCCAUUGCUGCUGAUGCCCAGAAGGAUUUGGCUGAAGCACUGCCUGCACUUGAAAGUGCCCUUACCAGCCUUAAGAAUAUCAACAAAAGUGAUAUCACAGAAGUGAGAGCCCUACAACGGCCACCUCCUGGAGUCAAACUUGUGAUGGAAGCUGUAUGCAUCAUGAAACAGAUUGCUCCCAAGAAAAUAGCUGGGGAAAAACCUGGUACCAAAGUAGAUGACUACUGGGAGGUUGGUAAAGCUCAGCUUCAAGAGCCAGCCAAGUUCAUGGACAGUUUAUUCCAGUAUGACAAAGAUAACAUCCCUAAUGAAGUCAUCAAAAAAAUUACUCCUUACAUCAAUGACCCAAACUUCACGCCAAAUGCAAUUCUAAAGGUUUCAAGAGCUUGUAUGGCUAUAUGUCAGUGGGUCCAUGCCAUGUUCAAAUAUCACUUUGUGGCAAUCACUGUGGCCCCAAAGAGAGAGAAGCUGAAGAAAGCAAUGGAGGAGUUGGCAACUACUGAAAAAAUACUUGCUGAAGCCAAGAAGAAAUUGCAUGAAGUGGAAGCAGGUGUAGCUAAGUUGCAGAAACAGUACAAUGAAAGUAUGCACAAGAAGAAAAUACUGGAAGAUAAAUGUAAACUGUGUGAGGCCAGGUUGGAUAGAGCUGACAAGCUCAUCAACAGUUUAGCUGAGGAAAAAGAUCGUUGGGGGGACACUAUAACAAAUUAUGAGAAACUACUCCACAAUGUUUAUGGGGAUGUGCUUUUGUCUGCUGGAUUUGUGGCUUACUUGGGACCAUUUACCGCGGAUUACAGACAUGUCAUGGUCAAAGAAUGGAGUGAGUCUUUACAUGAAAAUAAAGUACCUUCCUCCCCUAAUCCCAACUUUCUUUCCACCAUGGGAAACCCAGUCAUGAUUAGAAACUGGCAGAUUCAUGGUUUGCCUGGAGACAAUUAUUCUAUUGAAAAUGGUGUCAUCGUCAGCUUGACACAGCGCUGGCCAUUGUUUAUUGAUCCUCAAGGUCAGGCCAAUAAGUGGAUCAAGAAUAUGGAAAGUCACAAUGAAAUGGAAGUUGUGAAACUCUCCAGCAAAGAUUUCAUACGAACUUUAGAGAAUGCAAUUAGAUUUGGAAAGCCUUGCCUUAUGGAGAAUGUUGGUUCAGAAUUGGACCCAUCCUUAGAACCAGUACUACUCAAGCAGGUAUUUAAACAACAAGGAACUUUAGUCAUCAAAAUUGGAGACACAUUAGUGCCCUACCAUAAAGACUUCAAGUUCUACAUAACCAGCAAACUACCAAAUCCUCAUUACACACCAGAGGUAUCUACCAAGGUGACCAUCAUCAACUUUACUCUUUCUCCCAGUGGUUUACAAGACCAGCUUUUGGGCAUUGUGGUAGCAGAGGAACGUCCAGAUCUGGAGGACUCCAAAAACCAGCUUAUAAUCAGUAAUGCCAAGAUGAAGUCAGAGCUGAAAGAUAUUGAAGAUAAAAUACUUUACCUUUUGAGUGCCUCCCAGGGAAGUCCUGUAGAUGACAUUGAACUGAUUGAGACUCUGGAUGCCUCCAAGAUAACCUCCUCAGAGAUCCAGACUAAAGUGAAAAUAGCAGAGACAACUGAAAAAAUAAUUGAUGAGACUCGAUCUCAGUACAUUCCUGUAGCCAUCAAUGCACAGAUUUUAUUUUUCUGUGUAGCUGACAUGGGCAAGAUAGACCCUAUGUAUCAGUAUUCCUUGGAGUGGUUUAUUAGAAUCUUCAUGAACUCUAUUGCUCAAGCUGAAAGAGCAGAGACACUAGCUGAAAGGGUAGUCCAUAUCAAUGAAACCUUCACCUACAAUUUAUAUAUUAACGUCUGCCGCAGUCUUUUUGAAAAACACAAACUCUUAUUUGGUCUUCUAAUGACUGUACGUCGAGAGAUGGAGAAAGGAAACAUUGACUUAAGUGACUGGCGUUGGUUAAUAGCUGGCGGUACAGUGGUUCCAGAACAGUUACCUAACCCAGACCCUUCAUGGAUCUCUGUUCGUUCCUGGAAUGAAAUUUUGACUCUCCCGACUUUACCAUCGUUUAAAAAUUUUGCUUCUCAUUUUAAAAAGUACAUACAUGAAUUUAAAUACAUAUUUGAUAGCAGUGAACCCCAAGAUAUCAAACUCCCUGGUGAAUGGGCUGCAUUAGAUGACUUCCAGUGCACGCUGGUCCUGAAAGCCUUGAGACCAGACAAAGUCACCAAUGCCAUGCAAAACUUAGUGGCUCAGGUUUUGGGCCAGAAGUUCAUAGAGCCACAGACAACAGACCUUUCAGAUGUGUUUAAGGAGUCAUCCACAACCACACCUUUGGUCUUUGUGCUGUCAACAGGAACAGACCCUGCUGGAUCUCUUUACAGUUUCGCGGAAACUUUAAAAUUUUCUAAGAAAUUAAGUGCAAUCUCUCUAGGACAAGGGCAGGGACCAAGAGCAGAAAUGUUAAUGAAAUUGGCAAUGGACAAAGGUGGCUGGUGUUUCUUUCAGAACUGUCAUUUGGCACCAAGCUGGAUGCCAACCUUGGAGAGAUUGGUGGAGACUAUUGAUUCAGAUUUUGUUCAUAAAGAUUUUCGUCUGUGGUUGACUAGUAUGCCUAGCCCCAACUUUCCAGUAUAUAUACUUCAAAACAGUUCCAAAAUGACUGUGGAACCUCCAAAAGGAAUCAAGGCCAAUAUGCUGAGAUCUUAUCUCAGCUUCAAUGAUAAAUUUUUCAAGCAGUGUCCAGGGAAGAAUAGAAUCUUCAAGCACCUCUUGUUUUCAAUCUGUCUCUUCCAUGCUGUGCUUCUUGAACGUAGAAAAUUUGGAGCUCUAGGGUUCAACAUACCUUAUGAGUUUACAGAUGGAGAUCUUCGUAUUUGUAUUGAUCAACUGAACAUGUUCUUGCAAGAAUACAAUGAAAUUCCUUUCAAGGUACUGGUGUACACUGCUGGUCACAUCAACUAUGGAGGUCGUGUCACAGAUGACUGGGAUCGAAGAUGUAUGAUGAAUAUCCUAGGAGACUUUUAUUGUGCUGAAGUCAUUAGCAGUAGUUUCAUGUACUCUGAGUCUGGGGUUUACAGACAGCUACCAGCAGAGACAGAACUAGCAGGCUAUUUGGAUUACAUCAAAAAUUUGCCCAUCAAUGACAAACCUGAAAUCUUUGGUCUUCAUGACAAUGCUAAUAUCACAUUUGCACAGAAUGAAACUACAGCUCUUUUAGGUUAUUUGUUAGAACUGCAGCCAAAAUCAGUGUCCGGUAAAGGAAUGAGUCGUGAGGAGGUAAUGGAAGCCACUGCCAAAACCAUACUUGAGAAAUGCCCUAAAACUAUUGACUUGAAGAUGGUUUGUCAGAAGUAUCCAGUUCUCUAUGAGCAAUCAAUGAACUCAGUCCUGGCUCAAGAAGUCAUCAGGUACAAUCGUCUGCUUAUGGUCAUACAUCAGUCAUUAAAAGAUUUACUGAAAGCUCUUAAAGGUCUUGUGGUGAUGUCACAGAAAUUGGAAGAAAUGGCCAACAGUCUUUUCAUCAACUUAGUACCUGUAAUGUGGUCAGGAAAGGCUUAUCCAUCAUUGAAACCUCUUUCAGCAUGGGUGGCUGACCUAAUUCAAAGAAUGGCUUUCAUCAACAAGUGGGUAGAUAAUGGAAUUCCUUCUGUAUUUUGGAUAUCUGGAUUUUUCUUUCCACAAGCAUUUCUGACUGGGACUCUUCAGAAUUAUGCCAGACAGGUUGCAAUCUCUAUAGACACAAUAAGUUUUGAUUUUAAGAUAACUACUGCUGAUCAAGCACAAAUUCCACCAAAAGUUGGCUGUUAUAUUGAAGGACUUUUUCUUGAAGGAGCUCGCUUUAAUGCUAUAACUCAGUUUCUUUGGGAGUCUGUCCCCAAAGAAUUAUACUUCAGCAUGCCUCCUAUUUGGCUGAUUCCUACAUCAAAUAGAGUGGAACCUCUAAAAGGGAUUUACCAUUGUCCUGUGUACAAAACUUUAACUAGGGCAGGAACUCUAUCCACAACAGGCCAUUCAACAAAUUUUGUGUUCACUGUGGAGCUGCCAUCAUCCAAACCAGAAAGAUACUGGAUUAAACGAGGUGUUGCUCUGAUGUGUGCGCUGGAUUUUUAGCAAAACACAUUGCAGUCUUAAGAACCUCUCAGUCUGUACUUUGUAGUCUGUCUCAUCAUGAUGUCAUUUGUCUUGUAGUCUGUCUCAUCAUGAUGUCAUUUGUCUUGUAGUCUGUCUCAACAUGAUGUCAUUUGUCUUGUAGUCUGUCUCAUCAUGAUGUCAUUUGUCUUGUAGUCUGUCUCAUCAUGAUGUCAUUUGUCUUGUAGUCUGUCUCAUCAUGAUGUCAUUUGUCUUGUAGUCUGUCUCAUCAUGAUGUCAUUUGUCAUGUAGUCUGUCUUAACAUGAUGUCAUUUGUCUUGUAGUGUCUCAUCAUGAUGUCAUUUGUCUUGUAGUCUGUCUCAUCAUGAUGUCAUUUGUCUUGUAGUCUGUCUCAACAUGAUGUCAUUUGUCUUGUAGUCUGUCUCAUCAUGAUGUCAUUUGUCUUGUAGUCUGUCUCAACAUGAUCUCAUUAGUUUAUACAUUAUAAUUUUAACAUGAUGUCAUUGGCCUGUACAUUCUAGUCUGACUAAAUAUGUUGUCAAUAAUAUUUACAUUUUAGACUAAAUAGGAUGUUAUUGGUCUGUAUAUAAAAGUCUAAUCACUAUGUUGUUAGUAUUAUAGUGCUGAUCGAAAAAAAAAAUGUAAAUAAAUAGGUGCCAACUCUAAGCACUAUCUAUAAAAUAUGUUUACUUAGUAGUAUACAUUUACUUCCUAGUCAUAUGUAGGAAUAUUAUUAAUGAACUAUUCUAUAAGGAAAGGUUUAGUUGUUAGAUUGAUUUAUUUCGUGAAUAAUUGUAGAGUAAGAAACUACAAUGACUUUUGUCUUGUGUUGAAAUUAAUAAAGAAUGAAUAUUUUCA
Molecule: messenger RNA, 13575 nt
Organism: Biomphalaria glabrata
Lineage: Eukaryota; Metazoa; Mollusca; Gastropoda; Planorbidae
Product: dynein axonemal heavy chain 1-like
Exons: 81
Coding region: 100-12738 (4212 amino acids)
Biological process (GO): microtubule-based movement
Cellular component (GO): dynein complex
Molecular function (GO): ATP binding; dynein light intermediate chain binding; minus-end-directed microtubule motor activity
Source: RefSeq, a predicted model, not a curated record